Mesoplodon densirostris (Blainville's beaked whale) is the source of this 2667-nucleotide messenger RNA. RefSeq names its product UBX domain protein 6 (gene UBXN6). Gene Ontology annotation, cellular component: cytoplasm. NCBI's taxonomy places the organism in Eukaryota, Metazoa, Chordata, Mammalia, Artiodactyla, Ziphiidae. The record is from RefSeq and is a predicted model, not a curated record. The coding region runs from base 102 to 1427 and encodes 441 amino acids. Gene Ontology annotation, molecular function: protein binding. The transcript is spliced from 10 exons.
CAGUAUUUUCUUUCCGGUUGUUGGCUCCUACCGGCCCCUCCCUUACUGGCCCCUGCGCCCCCCUCCCCCCGCGGCCCCCCGCCGCCGGGCCCGCCGCCACCAUGAAGAAAUUCUUCCAAGAGAUCAAGGCCGACGUCAAGUUCAAGAGUGCGGGGCCCGGUCAGAAGCUCACUGAGUCGGUGGGGGAGAAGGCCCCCAAAGAAAAGCCCAGCAAGCCGGCGCUCCGGCAGCCCCGCCAGGGACCCACCGAUGAGGCGCAGAUGGCGGCCGCGGCGGCCCUGGCCCGGCUCGAGCAGAAGCAGCCCAGGGCGCGGGGCCCCACGUCACAGGAGUCCAUCCGGAGCCAGGUGAGAAAGGAACUUCAAGCUGAAGCGACUGUCAGUGGGAGCCCAGAGGCCCCAGGGACCAACCCGGUGCCCAAGCCCAAAGAGGAGGGCUCGACCCACCUGGCAGUGCCCGGAGUGUACUUCACCUGCCCGCUCACAGGGGCCAUCCUGAGGAAGGACCAGCGGGACGCCUGCAUCAGAGAGGCCAUUCUCUCGCACUUUUCCACCGACCCAGUGGCCGCCUCCAUCAUGAAGAUCCACACGUUCAACAAGGACCGGGACCGGGUGAAGCUGGGCGUGGACACCAUCGCCAGGUACCUGGACAACAUCCACCUGCAUCCCGACGAGGAGAAGUACCGGAAGAUCAAGCUUCAGAACAAGGUGUUCCAGGAGCGCAUUAACUGCCUGGAAGGGACCCACGAGUUUUUUGAGGCCAUCGGCUUCCAGAAGGUGCUGCUUCCGACCCCCAACCAGGAGGGCCCCGAGGAGUUCUACGUGCUGAGCGAGGCCGCCCUGGCCCAGCCCCAGAGCCUGGAGCAGCACAAGGAGCAGCUGCUGCGCGCCGAGCCCGUGCGGGCCACACUGGCCCGCCAGCGCCGGGUCUUCCGGCCCUCGCCCCUGGCCUCCCAGUUCGACCUGCCUGCGGACUUCUUCAGCCUCACGGCGGAGGAGCUCAAGCGAGAGCAGCGGCUGCGGUCAGAGGCCGUGGAGCGGCUGAGCGUGCUGCGGACCAAGGCCAUGCGCGAGCGGGAGGAGCAGAGGGAGAUGCGCAAGUACACGUACACGCUGCUGCGCGUGCGCUUUCCCGACGGCUGCCUCCUCCAGGGGACCUUCUACGCCCGGGAGCGGGCGGCAGCACUGUACGCGUUUGUCCGGGAGGCCUUGCAGAUGGACUGGCUGCCUUUUGAGCUGCUGGCCUUGGGAGGGCAGAAGUUGUUGGAGGACGAGAACCUGGCCUUCAAUGAGUGCGGGCUGGUGCCCUCGGCCCUCCUGACCUUCUCGUGGGAUGCAGCCGUGCUAGCAGACAUCAGGGCUGCGGGGGCCCAGCCAGACUCAUCUGUCCUGAAACCCGAGCUCCUGUCGGCCAUCAAGAAGCUCUAAUGAAACAAAAGCAGGGUUGGCUUCAGCCCCUGUGGGGUCUGUCUCAUGCUCUCUCCCUGCUUCCUCCACACUCCUCUCGUCCCCGGUCCCCCCACCACUCCGGGGCCUCCCAGCCUCCUCCGGAACCUCCUCCUGCCCACGGGCACCACAGGCAUGGGGAAGGGUGCUGGUUGGCCGUGGACGUGUGCCGAGACUGCCACCUGGAUGGGGCAGCCACUAGUAGCCUGCUUAGAGAAGCCCAGGCCCAGUCCCCGUGUGCUGUGGCCCCAGUGGCUGCGGCUAGCCCUGAGGUGACUGGCACAAGAACGAGACACUGGGCCUGUCAGGACACGGUGUGUAAAAUUCUAAACCUGAAUAAAUAGGGUGUUUGACUAGUUUCCCGGUGGUGAGUUGAAGCCGUGGGAGGCAGCAUAGGGUGGCAGCUCUGCAGAGCUGCCGGCAGGCGAGGCCCGGCCGUGGCUCCCGGUGAAGUGGGGCCAGGCGGACACCCCGCGGCCACCUGGGCACCCAGGAGCCCCUCAUGUCUGAGGCGAGCUCUUCACUUCCUGCACCUUCCUAAUUGUUGUCCCCACCAGCCUGAUGAGCCAGCCCUGCUGAGCGCUUCCCAGGGCCCCGGAGCCUUGCAGGCCCCACAGGGCAAGCUCCCCCAGAUGUCCACAUCCUCCUCCCUGGAACCUGUGAAUGCAUUACUUCAUGUGACACAGGGACUUGGCCUGUGAUUGAGGAUGAGAUGGGAGGUGGCCCUGGGUUAACCUGGUGAGUUCUGAUGUGUGGAGGAAAACAGAAGGGAUGCGGAGAUGUGGAGGAAGGGGCCACAUGCCAAGGUUGGCCUCCAACAGCUGGAAGAGGGACAUAAACAGAUUCCCCCAGAGCUUCCAGCGGGAACCAGCCCUGCUGACACCUGAUUCUGAGCCAGUGAGGCCCUUGUCGGACUUCCACCCCCCAGAACUGCCGGUAGAACAAGUCUGGCGGUUCAUUGCAGCAGCCAAGGGGAGCCAACACAGACGGGGGGCCAAGGCCUGGAGGGAGUGGGCACUCGCCCCUGGUCACACCUCUGCCAGGAGACACCUGAGCCCCCGCUUCUGACCACUCAUCUGGAUCGUCCCCUCCCUCUCACCUGCAGCCUGGCCCCGGGCUGUGGCCCCUACUGGACCCUUGCCUUCACGGAGGCCAGUGGUGGCUGGUUCUCUGGCCACUGUGAGAUUAAAGCAUCCAGGCCCCAAAUGUGAUUAGAACAAAA